AAGAAAUAAUCAUCGUGGGUAUGAAAUAUAAAUACCAUCCUUUCGUUGUGAGGAGGUUAUUUUGUCAAUCUCAGUCCGUGGUCACAAGUCAUAAUCAUAAGUUGGCCAUCAUGCCAAGGAUAUCAAUAUUACUCUGCCCCUCCUAAUUCCUAUAUUCUAAUUUUUCAAGUAAUCAUAGCACUGUUAGAAGUGGUUUUUUUUUAACUUUAGUGUUUUUUUGAACGUUUGUUUUAAAACGUUUUUGCUUGGAUAAUGUAUUAUUGAAUUAAUCAUGUGAAAUAUUGUACAUCGUUUUAUUUUCUGUAAGUUGUUACUCAGACAUAUACACCAAAAAUGACUGAAUUUUGGAAAUCUACUGGCAAGAAAUUUUGCGACUUUUGCAAAUGUUGGAUUGCAGAUAACAAGCCUAGUAUUCAGUUUCAUGAAAAUGGUAAACGGCACCAAAUCAGCGUGGCCAAACGGUUGGUGGACAUUAAAAAAAAUAGUGCCAUCGAACGGAAAGAAGAACAAAAAAUGGAAAUGGACAUGAAACGGAUGGAACAGAACGCAAUGAAAGCGUACUACAACGACAUAACGAACAAUCCUGAUUACUCGUCACAAGUACUGAUCAAAGAGAAGGGCUUAUGUAUACGUCCUACGCCUUACAUGAUGACUCCGCAGCCAACGGGGCCACAUGUAAACAUCAGUUAUUCGAAAAACAACAUGCCCGUGUCCAUCAAACAGGUUGCGGCGCCCAAGCCCGAAUUUGUCUGGCACCAGUCCAGGACCGACGAUGGUUCCGACCUGAUGUACUACUGGAACACCGAGACCGGAGAGUCGGUUUGGGAACCACCGGCAGAGGGUUUCUUGAGCGUGGCCGAACAGGAAGCGGAAGAAAACGGUAAGGGAACGGACGGAAAAGGAAAGGACAGCAAGAGCAAGGAGAAGGCGGCGACCAAAAAGAAAGCACCGGCCGCCGGGUCGAAAGCCAAACGGAAAAAGACUACGGACAAGAAACCCGGUGACGACGUCGAUGACGACGAUGACGAUGGUGACGAAGAUGCUGCGGGAGAUCCUCCUCAGCCUCCAGUGCGAGGUGUAUUCGAACCGUUCAUGGCGGAAACGACACGCAUUGGAUCAUGGAGAACGGUGGAAAAGGUUCAGCCGCAGCCAGUGAUCGAUCUUCAGUUACCAGUACAGGAAUUCGUGGCGAUUAAGGUGCCGACUACCAAAGAAAAAGAACACACGUUCAAGGAAAAGAUAGUUGGGAGUGUGAGCGCUUUGACGAAGAACGAAUCGGCUGACUCUGUUUCAUUCAAGAAGUCCAAGUUUAAAAAAUCUAAUUGUAGAAAACGUUUAGACGACGACUGAAAGACGGUUUGAUUUCAAUUAUAAAAUCGACCAACUCAUCGUCAAGACCUCCUAAGUCACUCGGUGGACUUGCAUUUAUAUUAUAUUAGUGUUUAAGAACAAUACAUUUUUUUAAAUUUUAUAAUGUGCGUAUUAUAUUUUAUGAACGUAUCCGGCAGAUUAGGGCAUAUGUACAUAAUAUGUAUGCUUAAUGUAUCCUAUACGUAUCACAAUGGUUUUUCGAAUGUGUUCGUUUGGCAAAGCCCGAAAUUAUUGGUUUCAAGACUCUCGAUGAUUAUAUGUAUAAUAUCAAAGAUGACUAUAACAUUAUUAUGAUCAUCACGAUAGGUUGAUACCUGUAUUAUGGGAAACACGUUCUGAAGGGUUGUAUGAGAUUUCCUGCAAGGCGGCGCCAGCGCACCAAUAGUAGCGUGGCCAAUCAAAAACUGCGUUCCGUUAUUUUUCAGUCGCGAUUCUAUUAUAAUAUUUCUCAUUUAGAUUAAACUGGGUUUUUGCGUUCGCUGCUGUACUGUGAUGUGUGCCAAAUUCCAGAAUUUUCAAAUUUUCACCGUAACUUUACGGUUCGUAUACGAAAUUAAUGUAUCCCCUGGGUAACAAACGAGCGUUCGGGAACGCACGUGAUUCUUUUUAUCGCGAUGUGUUGCGUUGAAAUUAUUUACAGCCUUGGAGAAAAAAAUAAAAACCCAGUUGCUUAACAAGAUUUAAUGGGAUUUAUGAUAUUUUAUUUAUUCUGUACGAUUACGUUACGUUAUAUUAUUAUAAAAUAUCUAUUACUUAAAUAAAAAAUAAGCACAUCAUAAAUAUUUUGUUUUGCACUUCUUCAGAUAUUCUCUGAAAUGUAGUGCGUACCGAUAGUGUUAAUAUUAUUCAUUUUGGUUGGUAUCUAUGGUAUCUAUGGUACUAACGCUGUGUUGUAUAAUUGAUUUAAAAAAUUUUGAAUUUAUUCAUUAUUUGAUCAAGUUUAGAUGGACUUAAAAUUGUCUAUACUGUCUAAUUAUAUUAAUUUUGUUUAUUAAUGGUAACACCAAGUUUAUAAAUAAUUUUUACGAUUAUUGGUUUAGCGGAUUACUGCCAUAAUGAUUUAGGUGUAUAGAGGUAAUAUAAUCCUGAUACGUACCUGCAUAGGAUAGGAUAUAAUAUUGAUUUUAAAAUAUACUCACUACUAAAUAUA
Acyrthosiphon pisum (pea aphid) is the source of this 2521-nucleotide messenger RNA. Its product is annotated as WW domain-binding protein 4. The coding region runs from base 334 to 1350 and encodes 338 amino acids. Gene Ontology annotation, cellular component: cytoplasm; nucleus; precatalytic spliceosome. Gene Ontology annotation, molecular function: zinc ion binding; calmodulin-lysine N-methyltransferase activity; protein binding. Lineage: Eukaryota; Metazoa; Arthropoda; Insecta; Hemiptera; Aphididae. The record is from RefSeq and is a predicted model, not a curated record. Gene Ontology annotation, biological process: mRNA splicing, via spliceosome. The transcript has 6 exons.